AUGCAAUGGGGACAAUUUAUUGCCCACGAUGUUUCCAAAACUACAAUGUUAAAUAAUCAAAUCUGUGCAAGUUGUCUUCCAGAAGGCGGUACUUGUUUUCCUGUAAUGCUUAGCCGUCUGGAUCCAACAUUUGGCCGUUUUCUCUGCCUUCCGGUUGCUCGCUCGUCUCCUGUCUGCGGAACAGGAGAAGACAAUAAUGUUCGUCAGCAAUACAAUGAGAACACAGCCUUUAUUGAUGGAUCUAUGGUUUAUGGAAGCAGCCAUCGAGACCAAUUUGUUUUUCGCCAAGGUGCUUUUAUGAAAACAAACGUCCUUCGUUCCCGUGUAUUUCCUCCUGUCGACAAUAAUCAAAAUAUUAUUGCUGGGGAUGAUAGAGCGAAUAUUUUUGUUGGUUUAGCUGCUUUGCAUACUCUUUUUGUUCGCGAACAUAAUCGAAUUGCUUUGCUUCUUCAAAAAGUGAAUCCGCAUUGGGAUCAUGACAGAAUUUAUUUGGAGACUAGAAGAAUUGUUGGGGCUGUUAUACAAAAAAUAACAUAUGAAGAUUAUUUGCCUAGGCUUUUUGGAAAAAAAUUUGAUGAACUUAUUGGAAAAUAUAAGGGAUAUAAUCCUAAAGUUGACCCCUCUAUUUUUAAUGAAUUUACAAGUUGCGCAUUUCGGUUUGGUCAUGGAAUGAUUCAAGUGCUUUGCUUUUUUAUUUGA
Meloidogyne enterolobii is the source of this 699-nucleotide messenger RNA. The record is from the annotation of a GenBank genome assembly. NCBI's taxonomy places the organism in Eukaryota, Metazoa, Nematoda, Chromadorea, Rhabditida, Meloidogynidae.